Molecule: messenger RNA, 861 nt
Organism: Cavenderia fasciculata
Lineage: Eukaryota; Evosea; Eumycetozoa; Acytosteliales; Cavenderiaceae
Exons: 5
Coding region: 1-861 (286 amino acids)
Source: RefSeq, a predicted model, not a curated record
AUGUGUAUCACAAUCACAAAAGAGAAAGAGAAAGAUCAAUUUACAAAACCAAUAACAGUAUUUUACUUUAUAUUGGAUGCAUCACCUCUUCAAAUCCAUCAUUACACCAUCACUCUAAAACUAUUGGAAGUUGUGAACAGAUUGAACUAUUCAUUACCAAUCCAUUCCCCAAUCUCGAAUGGUCAACAAUCCAGUGGAGGAGUAUCUGUCAGUGAAGUGGACCAGAAUGGAGCAACUGCCUAUGCCAAUAUUAGUGGACCAUUCCUAAUUAUCACUGAAGAUUUUGUCAAUUGUAUUGUCUACAAACAUGCCAUUGUACCCAUCUAUGCUGGUCUUCAAAAUGUAUCUCUGUUACCUAUCUCAUCAAUCUCUCUGGGUUUAUGGAGAGGAAUGAUGCCAUGGACACCAAGAAUUGAGUUGUAUGACGCUACAACUGACACUUUGGCGGUGGAUAUUAAUGGUGCAACUCUUGGUAGUGAUGCACAGCCAGAUAGUUUAUCUUGGUUGUAUUCAGAAAUACCAUUCGGAGAAUACUACUUUAAGGCCACUUGGUUCCAAGCGUAUCAGGUAUUCUUUGAGCCAUGGCUGUUCCACGAUUCCUCAACAACAAACGAUUGGGUAAACAUAGGCGAUGUUUUGUAUCAUCACUCUGAACAAAUGGAAGAAGGUCAAGCCUAUAACUUUGCAUACCCAACAAUCUCUGGAACUAGAUUCGAGUUUGAUUCUUAUGACCCAAAAUCUGCACCCAACCCAGGUAUAGUACCAAACCAUGAUAUCUCUAUCAUCAUGUUAUAUUACAUCGAAAUACCAAACCAUGAUAUCUCUAUCAUCAUGCUAUAUUACAUCGAAAGUAAUAAAUAA